Cynara cardunculus var. scolymus (artichoke) is the source of this 1486-nucleotide messenger RNA. RefSeq names its product pre-mRNA-splicing factor syf2. The transcript is spliced from 6 exons. Bases 194 to 1129 code for a protein of 311 amino acids. NCBI's taxonomy places the organism in Eukaryota, Viridiplantae, Streptophyta, Magnoliopsida, Asterales, Asteraceae. The record is from RefSeq and is a predicted model, not a curated record. Gene Ontology annotation, cellular component: post-mRNA release spliceosomal complex; Prp19 complex; catalytic step 2 spliceosome.
GGGGAAUUGGGGAAAUCACGGAUACGCAUCACAUUUGUUUGUGAAACCUAAAUCACUCGAUCCUCUCUCUUUCAACCGCAUCGCGUCCGGAGCUCUCAGAAACCCUCGAUCGUUCGCUGCUUCUGCUCGCACGAUUCUCUCUUUUUAACAGCUGCGCAGCUUCUCGAUUGGAGCCUUGAGUAACACAGGCAGAAUGGUGACUGAAGGAAGAGGAGUACAUCCAGAUUGCAGAAAUUCUUCAAACCCAUACCAUGAAUGUAGUGAAUAUUGUUUCAAAGUUAUUGCUGAGGCCAUGAAAUUGGCUAGUAAAAAUGAACCAGCUGGCUUGCAAGCUUCUACUAGAAGUUUUCAACAGACUUCAGCUGCGACAUCUGUUCAAACUGAACAUCCUGAUGAUGAACAAAGUGAUCAUGAUGAUCAUCCAAGUGGUGACGACAACAAUGCCUCUGAGGAUCAACCGGUAGUGGACUUCACUAAGCUUACAGGGAAGCAAAAGAAAUUGUUUGAAAUAAGGCUAAAGAUGAACGAGGCAAGGAAAGCCAAUCAAACUGCCAUGGUGGCAGAAAAGAAAAGAAUGGAAGCUCCACAAGAGUCGAGAGGAAUUUCUAAACAAAAGUGGAUCGAGGAGAGGAAGAAAAAAAUCGGCAAACUUCUGGAUGCUAAUGGGUUGGAUAUGACAAAGGCAUACAUGUUGGAUACACAGCAGAUGGCUGAGACAAAGUACAAAAAGUGGGAGAAGGAACCUGCUCCGGCCGGUUGGGAUGUUUUUAAUCAGAAAACGUUGUAUGAUGCAUACAAGAAAAGGACGAAAAACAUUGAUGUUGAUCUUGAAGAAUACAAUAAAAUGAAGGAAGCGGAUCCAGAGUUCUACCGAGAAGCUUCAAGUUUGCAAUAUGGGAAAGCACCAAAGAUUUCGGAGGAUAAGAUUGAAAAGAUGGUGAAGGAGCUGAAGGACAGAGAUGAGAAACGGAAUACGUUUAGUAGGAGAAGAAGGUUUCACGAAGAGAAGGACAUUGACUCGAUCAACGACCGUAACGAGCAUUUCAAUAAGAAGAUCGAACGGGCUUUCGGUCGAUACACAUUGGAGAUUAAGAACAAUCUUGAGAGAGGAACUGCUUUGCCUGAUUAGAAAGAAAGAAUACAAGGUAAAGUUGUUCUUUUUGAAGACCAUCUGUAUGUAUAUAAGGUUGGUUUGUUAGUCAUGUUUUUAAGAAUUGGAAUUUUGGAGCUGAUUUAGGCUUGCCUCCUGCUGGUGGGUUCAAGUUUUCAGCUGAUGAACCAACCAAUCACUGACCCCAGGGGUUGUACACUGCUACCGCUACUGCUACUGCUACUGCACUUAUUGAUUGUUUUUAUAUUUUUCUAAAAAGAAAAAGUUUGUGUUUUAGGUUUUUAAGAAACCAAAAUUAGUUUUAUAAUUUUAAACCUGAUUUUAAGUUUAGACACUUUGAGGGUUGCCUUUGGUAAACGGGUUAUAAGGUUUAAA